Molecule: messenger RNA, 294 nt
Organism: Strongyloides ratti
Lineage: Eukaryota; Metazoa; Nematoda; Chromadorea; Rhabditida; Strongyloididae
Exons: 5
Coding region: 1-294 (97 amino acids)
Source: RefSeq, a predicted model, not a curated record
AUGUCUCAGAUUCUACGUAGUACUUCUUCUAUUAAACAAUUUCUGCACAAAAACCAGUCUUAUAUUUUGAAUGCUAGAAAUUUUUCAAAAAAUAUUAAAACUUCUCCAAUUUUAAGGAAUGUUGGUGUGCUGUUGAAAAAAAAUAAAAAUGUUCUUUCACAGAUAACGAAAGUCCCUUUCCAUCCAGGAGCCAGUAAUCUGGUACCAUUAGGAAGUGUUGCUGGAGCAAAACCACCAACAGGAUGGGAAGUUGUAAAACAUUUGUUACGCUAUGACUCUUUUGAUAAGUGCUAA